AUGGCGCAGGAGGGGCUGUACGGCGACCCACUCGCGAGCGCAAACGCAAACGGAAACGGAAGCGGGGAGGCCUGGGCGGGGCUGGCGGCGGCGAUCCGGGCGCGGAGACGGGACGCGGUUAUGCGGGUGCUGAGUGCGACGGCGAACGGCUGUCUGCACGAGCUGGGCUACGCACCCGGCAUGCGUGAAAAGCUGGCCUACGUCGAGACACAAAACGCGCACUUUGCACAGAAGCUCGACGAGUACGUCGGGGAGAACAGCCGGCUGUACGCGGACAACGCCAAGCUCAUCCAGGAGGCAAGAAGGGCGCAGCGCGAGAAUGCGGUGCUGAGGGAGCAGCUCGCGGUGGCCGCCGCGAUGCACCAGAAGAGUAGUCAGCUGCUACUUCAGCAACAGCAAGAGCCCCCGCCCCGGAGGGCGUCGGGCCCGCCCGCGAUCCCAUCACAUCCCAACCCGAACUGGCCCGGGCCGGUGCAGCGGAGCGCGUCGGGCGGGCGGGCGCAGAUCGCGAUCCCGCCGGGGCAGGCAGCGAGUCAGCGCGGCGGGAGCGGGGGCGGCGUCGGGCAGGUCACGGGAUGGCAGGUCGCUGGCCCGCUCGUGCCCGCGCAGGGCCCCGUGGUGCAGUAUACGGCUCAGCAGCAGCAACAGUUACUCCAACAGCAGCAGCAGCAUUUGCGACGGAGAUCGGAAGGACAUAAUGUCCAGUUCGCCUCUUCCCCCGCUUCUUCGCCGUCGAUUUCGUCUUUUUCUGUUCCCUACCCGCAGCAGCAGCUUGCACAACAACAACAACAACUGCUCCAACAACAGCAACAGCAUUUACAGAGAAGAUCAGACGGAAAUAGCGUCCAGUUCGCCUCUUCCCCCGCGUCUUCACCAUCGAUUCCGUCCCCUGCUGUCGUUCCCUACCCGCAACAGCCGGCACAGAUAUAUAACAACCACGGGCGGGUGCAGCAGCUUCAGUAUCCUCCCCAGCACCAACUCCAACAACACCCGCCGCUCCGCAUAGCGACCAGCAGCCCCCAGACCGCGUUCCUCCCGCCCGCCAUCAGCCGUCUUUCGCAGCAACAAGCACAAACACAGUCGCCCUCGCCGACGACAAUGCUGCAAGGCAUGUUCGCCAGCCCCGUCGCGCUGAUCCCGCAGCGGCCGAGUCAGCCGUCGAUUGCGGGCGCGUUGGGGCCGGUGGCGGUUGACGCAGCGCAGGUUCAGAUGGCACUGCAACAACAACAGGUGCAAAUACCACAACAAGUGCUGAUCCCGAUGGCGCAACAACAGCGGCCGGAGCCGGUCCGGAUUCCGCCGAUGCCGAUGCCACGAGUAUUACCUCAAUCCCAGCCGCCAGAAAUGCCACCCCAACUCGAAACACCAACGCAAAUGCAACUGGGGGAUACAGAGGUUGAGCGGAGCGCGUCGUUGCCUGCGGUGAGCGGCAGGGAGGCGUUGCCGUUGCCAGUGGUGGAGACAGAGCGGGAAGGCGAGACGGCCGAUCUUGCUAUUCGGGGGCGCGGAGAUGAGGGAGAGGUGCAAUCAGUUGAAACAGCGCAGUUAGAGGGAGCACCGCAAACACUCGCGCAAAUUCCGCAGCAGCAAUUGCAGGACCAGGUACAGCAACAGCAGGAACAAGAAACGCCGAUGGGGCCGGGGCUGGGGCGACCCCCGUCUGUGUCCGCUCAGGCACAAGUGCAAAUACAGCCACAACCACAACUACAACCGCGACCUCAUCCGCAAGCGAUGCUACAAGUACAAGCCCAAGUUCACGUCCAAACGCCGACACAAUCGGCACCAGUCGACGUGCGACCGAGCAGGCUGGGAUCUAAUGGUACCACCACAGAUCCUCUCCAGCAACACAUCCCUUCGCCCCAGUCCGACGAUCUGCCGCAACCUGGACCACUUUCUGCGCCGGGAUCGGCCGGGCCGGGAACGCCGCCGCCGACAACGACUUCCCCGCCGCCAACGACGACGGGGUCGCUGAAAGCGCACGAGUGUGGAUCUGGAGCGGGAUAUUGA
Messenger RNA from Mycena indigotica, 2007 nucleotides. RefSeq lists its product as uncharacterized. The transcript has 4 exons. The coding region runs from base 1 to 2007 and encodes 668 amino acids. Lineage: Eukaryota; Fungi; Basidiomycota; Agaricomycetes; Agaricales; Mycenaceae. The record is from RefSeq and is a predicted model, not a curated record.